Messenger RNA from Acromyrmex echinatior (Panamanian leafcutter ant), 1435 nucleotides. RefSeq lists its product as uncharacterized. The record is from RefSeq and is a predicted model, not a curated record. NCBI's taxonomy places the organism in Eukaryota, Metazoa, Arthropoda, Insecta, Hymenoptera, Formicidae.
AACUGGAAGAUGUUGCAAUGCAACUUCCUGAACAUUGUUACCGCAAAGUUGGAUAUUCUCAACGGCGAGAAUACAUUGACCAUCCUACCUGCGUACCAUCAUUAUACAAUCUUGACGUCGCUGAAAUUCAAACAGAAUCGAAAGAGAUGUCCGUCGUGGAAAGUCAAACUCCGAGAGCAAUCACGAAAGAAACACCGAUGCAGACAUCGAGUAAAUGCGAAUUCUGUCAUCAAUACAUACAACUUCCCAGCACCGUAGAAGUGCCCAAUACGCAUUGUUUACAACAUCCACAAUGGAGUUAUCCCGCUAUCGUGCAGUUUCUUCGUGGAGAAGUCAGCAUGCCGUGUUGCUCUAAAUGCAAAUGCAUAACGGAUACGACACAGACGCAACAAUUACAGCAAUUAAAACAUACGAAAUCACAGUCAAAAGGAAAAUCUAAUCUUCAUAAAAUGACGAAUACUGAAAGCAAGAACAAUGCUACAAAAAUGACGAUACAACCAAUCUCCACACAUAUUGCUUCAGUUUUUGAACCGGACAAAAAAAUGCAGACCGCACUGGAUAUCGACUACAAAGAAAAAGUGGCUGCAACAGAGAUUAAAAAAGACAUAACAGAGGACAUCGAUCAGAAAAUUGCGGAAAAAAUCAAAAUAAAACUUUCAAAAACUAAAGAGUCCGAUAUAAUCGUAGGACAUGAAAACGUAAAGGAAAGAAAUAAUAGCAGCAUGGAAGGAAACGAAGAGAAGACAAUCGACGAAAAAAAUAAGAUCGAAAGGAGUAAGGGAGGAGGAGAACGCAGCCCUAGAAUUUAUCAAAAAUUUAAGGGUGUAAUGGAACAAGAAAGCAUAACAAACUCGAAGGAAUCGAUAUACACGAGCAGAAUAUUAAGCACGCCGCUAAGUAGUAGAACGAAACCUCGAAUGUUGUUAUACUUAAAAUCAAAUAAGGUGGAUCCAAUUACGGACGCAAAUGUAUCCGUGAUAAAUGAGGACUGCAUCCCCGGAAGAAUGGCAUCCAGGACGAUACUUGAUAAUCAGAAUAUUCAAGGAAGCGAGCAUUCAGCAAGGAAUGGAACGUCGAAUCCUAUAAUUGAACAUCAAUUGAACGCUGCUUGUUCGCUCUACAAGCGACAGAAGAGUUUAACGCCAACUUUGGACAAUUCAAGAUACUAUAUCGUCUUUAAGAACAAAAAGGGAAGAUACUUUUGUGAAUUUUGCGCCCCGUUGGAAAGUAGAAAGAUAACAAGCAGAUUCGAAGGCACGGACUCAAGAAAGGUACGAUGUGCCAGUUGUCGAUUGCAUUUUCGUGAUCGAGGAAUCAGAACUGACCUCAGCUGAUGAAAAGUUAUUUCUAUUCGCAGAAAUCAAAUACUUGUCCAAAAUACAGUCGAUUGCAAAAGCACAUGGCUUCUCCCUCCACCACAUAAACAACAAUCACA